Molecule: messenger RNA, 954 nt
Organism: Osmia lignaria (orchard mason bee)
Lineage: Eukaryota; Metazoa; Arthropoda; Insecta; Hymenoptera; Megachilidae
Gene: ND-B17
Product: NADH dehydrogenase (ubiquinone) B17 subunit
Biological process (GO): mitochondrial electron transport, NADH to ubiquinone
Source: RefSeq, a predicted model, not a curated record
GGUGCCGGUCCCCAUGGGUUUUAGUCAGUAAGAAUCUGACACUCCCCUGCCGCUCGCUCCCAGGGGUCGGUGGGGGAUCUUAUGCAACAUUUCCCCACGUUAAAAAAAAAAAAUGUAUAGCCACUAAUUCAAGUAAAAAGCUUACUGCGGUACAAUGCAAGGAUGUAAGGAAAGCAGGGGUGUAAAGGGGUGCUCUAAUCUCAUCCGGGGGUGUCUGGGACCCCAUAUAUCAUAACCCCUGAAAACGAAGGCAUGUCCAGUCUUUUACUAUCUAUACUCGUUGGUUAUAACCAGUUGUGACGUAAUAUUUAAAGUUCGUCCUAGUAAAACGGAAGGUUUGUUACGAGGAAUAUUAAAAUCAGAAAUCAUUUACAAUGGAGCCUACUGACAUUGCGAAGAUAGAUGCAGUAUCAAUUGCUGGUCGUGUUGGUAGAGAAAGAGAGCGUUUGAUUGGUAUGACAGAUGAAGAACGUGCAUGGAGGGCACGUUUCGUCAAAAGUCAGGAACUUGCACCAGAUGAACCAAUAAAACCAAAAGGAUACGAUAAAUUAUAUUAUAAUCCUCUUCGAAGAUUUUAUAGAGCACCAUUAAACAAAGUUGAAAAUGCAUUAACUCCAUUAUUGGGUGAGGCUGCUGCAAUUAUUGUACGUAAUAUAAUAGGAAGAAGCAUAAUUGGUAUCUUUGUAAUUUAUGGUUCAUGGUAUUACUUCAAAUAUAAUCAUGCGACCUGGAUGCGACAGUCUGGUUGGAGAAUUAUGUCAUCACGUCCUAGGGUAUACCCAGGAACUAAAGAUUUUCCCAAUUUUAAAGCUCCAAUGAAACCUAAUGAAUAUGCUACAUUUGGCUUUGAAAACAGUCCCAUAUAAACAUUGUAAGAAUUGAUUUUGAAAAUAGUCUUAAAUGUAAUAAAAUAAUUUAACAUAUGUAUAUAUUAAAAUAAAUAUAAAUAAAAAA